Messenger RNA from Nerophis lumbriciformis (worm pipefish), 729 nucleotides. The record is from RefSeq and is a predicted model, not a curated record. NCBI's taxonomy places the organism in Eukaryota, Metazoa, Chordata, Actinopteri, Syngnathiformes, Syngnathidae.
AUGUCUUUUUUGAUGACAUUUUGUACUUUAGUCGUCCGAGUAUUUUGCUUUCCCUUGCACCUGCUGGACGCUGUGGGCUUGUACAAACACUACAAACGUAUCGUUCCGUUGUUAUUGUUUCGGAUCACUAAACUGUACAACAAGAAGAUGUACGAGAGAAAGAAGGAGCUGUUCGCAUGUCUGUCCGAUUUCAAACAGUCCGGACAAAAUCUCACUAUUUUGGAGAUCGGCUGCGGCACUGGCUCCAAUUUCCAUUUUUAUCCGAGCGGUUGCAAGGUGAUCUGCACGGACAACAACGUGCACUUUGAGAAGUACCUGCGCAGGAACAUGCGCGAGAACCCGCACGUCACGUAUGAGAAGUUCAUGGAGACCUCGGCGGAGGACAUGAGGUCAUUUGAGGACUCGUGCGUAGACGUGGUGGUGUGCACGCUGGUGCUUUGCUCCGUGGACAAUGUCCCAAAAACUCUGAAGGAGGUGCAACGCGUUCUGAGGCCUGGCGGAGCGUUCUUUUUUCUCGAGCACGUUGCCGCAGAGCCGUCAUCAUGGACAUAUUUCUUCCAGAGCAUCUUGAAGCCGUUGUGCUACUACAUCGGUGAUGGAUGCGAGGUCACCCGGGCAACAUGGACACAUCUGGAGGCUGCUGGCUUCUCUGACCUCAAACUAAGACAUAUAAAAGCGCCACUCAUCUUCUUCAACAAACCACACAUCAUGGGCUAUGGUGUAAAAUAG